AUGUAGGUAAAUGCUGUCAACUAUGAGCAAUCUACAAGAAAGUAUUGCAGCUUCACCAGCCACUCCAUCUGUGAAAGACUUGGUGAAGGUUUUGUACGGAGGAAAAAGGUUUGACAACCAUGUGGAUGAAGUUUGGCCUAACCUUUUCCUUGGCGACAUGUCAGUAGCCAAUGAUCGCUACAGUCUGUGGAAGCUGGGAAUCACUCAUGUUCUGAAUGCAGCUCAUGGAAGGAUGCACUGUCAGGGGGGUCAUGACUUCUACGGCUCCACUGUGGACUAUUAUGGGGUGCCUGCAGAUGACUCACCAUCCUUUGACCUCUCUCACUAUUUCUCUCCCUCUGCAGAGUAUAUUCAGAGUGCACUUGACACAGCUGGUGCUCGGGUUUUUGUCCACUGUGCAGUUGGAGUGAGCAGGUCUGCCACCCUCGUCCUGGCCUACCUAAUGAUCCACCACCAUUACACCUUGCUAGAGGCCAUCAAUAAGGUCAAAGAGCACAGAUGGAUUUUCCCAAACAGAGGAUUCCUCAAACAGCUUCGUGCUUUGGAUCUGAAACUGCGCAAGACAUCCUGAGUAAU
Epinephelus lanceolatus (giant grouper) is the source of this 576-nucleotide messenger RNA. Its product is annotated as dual specificity protein phosphatase 13A-like. Gene Ontology annotation, biological process: negative regulation of MAPK cascade; protein dephosphorylation. NCBI's taxonomy places the organism in Eukaryota, Metazoa, Chordata, Actinopteri, Perciformes, Serranidae. The record is from RefSeq and is a predicted model, not a curated record. Gene Ontology annotation, molecular function: protein tyrosine/serine/threonine phosphatase activity; MAP kinase phosphatase activity. Gene Ontology annotation, cellular component: cytoplasm.